Molecule: messenger RNA, 1359 nt
Organism: Impatiens glandulifera
Lineage: Eukaryota; Viridiplantae; Streptophyta; Magnoliopsida; Ericales; Balsaminaceae
Exons: 3
Coding region: 217-930 (237 amino acids)
Source: RefSeq, a predicted model, not a curated record
UUGACUAACUUUUAUUAAAAAAUAAAAAAUAAAAGAAGAGUAAACGUUAGAUCUGCUCCAACGGUCAAAAAAACAAUUAAGUCUAUUUUUUUAUAAAAAAAAAAAAAAUCACAACGGCUCCUUGUUCUUCUUCUUCCUUCUCUUCUUUCUCUAAGUUCAGAUCCUUCCUUACAAAAAACCUCAAAUUCUUCCAUUUCUCUUAUAUCUUCUCUCUAAAUGGAACCUGCAAAAAUAGACUGGCCAAAUUUGAAGUCAGUUUUCGUCAUUGAUGAUCUCUAUGAACACAUCAAUGCUCCUCAAUGGAUCGAUCUUUCUUCUCCAAUUGAUCCCGUCGAUGAUGAAUCCUGGUUCUGCACAAUGGAAUGCAAUCAUCCGAAAACAGCUGAAGAUUUCCUCAAGGAAACUCCCAAUUCAAAGCUUAAAAGGUCGAUUCUUCCACUGGGUAAUUUGAAGAGAAGAGGGUUCAGUCAAUCGUUAAAUUCACCAUCUAAAAGUGAAAGGUUCAUUGAAGAUGGUGAAAACCAAAACCCUAAUUUUUCUACUCCAAGCAAACAGUAUAAUUCCAUGAAAGCAAAGAUCUUGUUGAGUAAUUCAGAUAAGAAGAAGAAGAAACAGAUACCCAUUGAAGAAAAAGAAGAAGAAAAUGUUGUUCAUAAGCUUAAGAGUACACUGUCUGCACGUAAUUUGUUUACAGGAGGACGAAAUUUACUUGGUCCGAUUACAGAAUUCUGUAAUGAAUUGAAGAGAUUAGCUAUGAGGACAAAGGAGAAAGAGAAAGAGAAAUCAGAGAAAGUUGAAUCCAUUGAAAGUCCUUUGCUUGAUCAAGAAAUUGAAAGAAAGAGAAAACCUUUACUUGAGAAGAAAUGCAGAUCAAUGGAGAAUGAAGAGAAUAACAUCAUUAUUGAAGAGAAACCCAGAAGAAAGAAGUAAGAACAUUCAUGAUUUCAUCUAUAUAUCUCAUUCUCAUUAACAAAUUCAUGUUUACAUUAUACAGGAAAGAUAAUUAUGAUGAUGAUGGUGAAAACAUAGCUCCAAAAGUUCAGAUUCAAACAUGUGCUCCAAAGCCACAGUGUUUCUCAGCUACCCGACAGCCAUUGUUGAAAAGCUCAACUCUUAAACCUUCCAAACCAAGAACAAUGGUGGGUAUAUUUGAUUUUGGAUAAUAGAUAUUGGGGAUUUUUCAAAAAAUCUUAAUCAUUUGUCGAAUUUGAGAUUCAGGGGCGAGGAAUUUUUCAAGAACUGGAACAGAGUGACGUUGACCGUGAAAGAAUGGCGCCGUCGCCGGCGCCGGCGGAAAAGGAAGAACCAAGAUUGGACGUGUUUUGGUUCUUGAAGCCCUGCACAUAUGCUAACUGAGGA